UUUUUCUGACCCUGAGCUCAGGGUAACCGCAACGCAUGCGCACUUCAGUUUGAACCAAGGCUGUUCAUGAUGGCUGCGGAUAGUGCCUUGCUAUUGGGCUUGGUAGAAGAAUUCGUUUUGGGACAACAGGACCGCAAGGCGGUAGACACCGCAACAGAACUCAAGGCUGGACAGUUUACUAUACUGCAGUUGGUUGAAGCCUUGGGUUUGCAUCUGACCAGCUCCCAACCCCAGACCCGAGGCCGUGGUGUCCAGCUCCUCUCCAAUGUCCUACAGGAGUGUUAUGGAGACCUUACAGAGAGAGAAGUGAAAGUCCUUAUAGUGUUUUAUGAGAACAGAUUGAAGGACCACUAUGUCAUCACACCACAUGUCAUACAGGGGCUGAAAGCGCUGACCAAAUGCUCAGUGUUGCCGCCUGGGUCUGCAGUGUCCAUUCUGAAAUCACUAUUCCAGGACAUCCAUGUGCAGUCCCUGAUGCUGGCGGAGCGGUCAUGUGUUUACAACAUCCUCAUCCAGCUUAUGGAAUCCAGAGAGUCAGAGCUGAAGGGCCUGGGUGCAGACUUUGUCUUUGGGUUUGUCCAGUCAGUGGAUGGGGAGAGAGACCCACGCAACCUUCUGCUGGCCUUCCAUAUCGCUAGGAAGAUUGUCCAUGAAGGCUAUGAUCUUGGUAAAUUCACAGAGGAGCUGUUUGAAGUGACAUCCUGCUAUUUCCCUAUAGACUUCAGCCCUCCCGCGAACGACCCCCAUGGCAUCACCCAGGAGGAGCUGGUCCUGGCCCUGAGGGUCGUGCUCACCGGAACACCACGCUUUGCAGAGUUCCUGCUGCCACUGAUCAUUGAGAAGCUGGACUCCGAUGUUCAGAGUGCCAAGCUGGACUCCCUGCAGACCCUGACUGCCUGUGCUUCUGUGUAUGAACAUAAAGACUUAGCCCAAUUCCUACCAGGCCUUUGGGCCUCGCUGCGCAGAGAGGUGUUUCAGACAGCUAGUGAGCGGGUGGAGUCCGCUGGCCUAGCCGCCGUCGGUACCCUGACAGCCUGUCUCUCCCGCUCCGUCCUCAACUCGGACUCUGAAGACUCCCUCAAUGUCUUCCUGGAGCUGGUCCUCAAAGACUGUCAGCACCACCUGUGUGAGCCGGACCUGAAGCUGGUGUGGCCCAGUGCGAAGCUGCUGCAGGCCACCUCUACCGCCUCCUACAGGGCGAGCCACAGAGUUGCCGCCGCCGUCCUGCCGUCCCUCAUAGAGCAAUACAACAGCCGCACACAGUGUGCUCAGCGGCGCACCCUACUGGAGGUGUUACAGGGCUUUGUCCACCCGGUGACGUCCUCAGAAGAGGAUGAGAGUGUGCUGUUGGACUUCAGGCAGUCUCUGUGCAGUAUAGUGUUCUCUGCUCUGUCUGAGAGCAAUGCUGACCUCCAGAUCACAUCUAUGCGUUUGCUCACUGCACUGGGCCAACAGACAGGCCUGCUGUUAGAGUCAGAUGUGGAGCUUGCCGUUGACCACCUCACCAGGCUCAUCCUGGAGGAGGGAGAUCCUAAAGUCAGCCUGGCUGUGGUUGAGUGUGCAGGGGCUCUGGCUCGCCUGCACCCUGCAGCCUUCAUCUCUAAGAUGGUUCCACGGCUGAAGGAGGAGAUCUUCUCAGAGCCCAUGGCACAAGGUGACAGCGCCACGCCGUCCCGGGAACAUUCCCAGCAGGCAGUGCGUCAGCGCUGUGUGGCGGCGCUGGCUGCGGUGUCGUCCCGGCCCAGUUUGGUUCAGGAGAGCACACCUGUCCUGCUACAGGUCCUCACCUCUGCACACACUGGCACUGGCGCGUUCUCAUUGGAAGAGGUGAUCUCUGUCUGCCACAGUCUGCAGAAGAUAGCAGAGCAGGCCCAGGACACUGAAGAGACCGGUGGCGUCUUCCAUGACGUCAUUCCUCGCCUGCUCGGGCUGGCAUUGCAGGCAGCUUUGCAGGGUUCCUCAGGCCAUUGUAGCCCGAUACUCGAGGAGACUGUCCUAUCAGCCAUGGUACCCAUCAUCAGCACCACCUGUGCCCGACUACAGUCCCGACUGGCUGGCCAAACAGCCUCGCUGGCCGUGUCCCUCUUCCUCGACGGUGAUGUUUCCUUCCUGCCAGAGAACGCCUUCCCCACCCAGAUCCAGCUCCUCAAGGUCAGGUUUCAAUGCUGGAGCCAGUCCCAGAUGGUGUGCCUGCUCAUGGGUUGUGUGUGCUGGCUGCCACGGACCGUGGAGGUGCCCCAGAUGGACAGGCUACUGUUGGAGUUGGAGGAGCUGAGCUGUACCUGUGACCAUCCGCUCUCCUACACGUCAGCCGCCAAGUGCUACGCUGGGCUGGUCAACAAGAGUCCCGCAGGUGAAGUCCUGGACUCUCUGAUAGACAGGACGUUAAAGAGGAUCUCCACUGAGCUGGACUCUGCGUCCUCCCCCGUCAGAACGCAGGCGUUCACUCUGCUGCUCUGGGUGUCCAAGGCUCUCCUCCUUCGCUACCACCCUCUGUCCACAGCCCUGACCGACAAGCUCUUCUCCCUGCUCAGUGACCCAGAGCUGGGUUGGUUAGCGGCCGAUGGAUUCUCUCUCCUGAUGAGCGACUCGCCGGACGUCCUGAACCGCGGUAGCCACGCCGACGUGCGCAUCAUGUACCGCCAGCGCUUCUUCACGGAGAACUCUGCCAAACUGGUCGAGGGCUUCAACGCCGCAGUCCAAGAGAAGAAGUCUGGCUACCUGAAGGCACUGUCUCACAUAGUGAACAAUCUACCCAGACAGGUCCAGCUUACUGAGCUACCAGCGCUCCUGCCCCUCCUGCUGGAGGCCCUGUCGUGUCCGGACCAGGGGGUGCAGGUGUCUACCCUGUCCUGCUUGCAACCGGUCCUCCUGGACCCCCCUUCAGCCCUCAUCACCCAGCUGGAGGUGCUGGUGGGCCGCACUCUGGCGCUCACCACCAGCCCUACCAUGAAAGUGCGGAUAGCCUCACUGCGCUGUAUCCAUGCCCUCUCCCGCUUUCCAGAACACGAGAUCAUGCCCUUCCGUGCGAGGGUGCUGCGCGCCCUGGCUGCCCCCCUGGACGACCACAAGAGGGUGGUGAGGAGCGAGGCGGCGGUGGCCCGGAAUGAAUGGUUCCUUCUGGGGAGUCCAGGAGGCAGGUGAAUUUGGCCCCCAAUCCCUGACUAGGUGUGGGAGGGGACAGAUGGGACGGCUUGCUCCUGAGGAAGAGGGCUUGGGGCUCUAGCGCUGCCCAUGGAGUUUGGGACAUCGCACCACCACCCACAGCACUUCAUCUUGUACAUGAGAUUAAACACAGACGGCAGGUAGCUUAGCGGUUAAGAGCGUUGGGCCGGUAACCGACAGGUCGCUGGUUCGAAUCGACUAGGUGAAAAAAAAAUCUGCCGGUGUGCCCUUGGGCAAGGCACAUAACCCUAAUUGCUCCUGUACGUCGCUCUGGAUAAGAGCGUUUGCUAAAUGACACACACUUGUUGUUGAACUGCUUCUAUCAUCAAACGUGAGAGGAGUUAGACUGGCCACUGCAUGGUGGCAUGGUGACAGCCUACUGCAACUUCAUGGAAUGACUGAGCUGCACUGAAACAAGCUUGGCACAGAGAGAAGAAAACAAUUUAUAUUGGGGAGAGGGGUGUUAAUGAAUGUGUGACUGAUUACCCAUGUAUUAUUCAAUGAUUGAUGUGGUUGGCUACACAUUUCACUUGGCCAACUUUGAGCCUCAAAAUUAUGCUGACGAUGUGGACAAUAUUUAAAAUGUCUAACUUAAGCUGUCAAUAAAACUUUUUGUAAAUGUA
Oncorhynchus mykiss (rainbow trout) is the source of this 3788-nucleotide messenger RNA. Lineage: Eukaryota; Metazoa; Chordata; Actinopteri; Salmoniformes; Salmonidae. The record is from RefSeq and is a predicted model, not a curated record.